This is a messenger RNA of Schistocerca americana (American grasshopper), 648 nucleotides long. Its product is annotated as putative gustatory receptor 2a. The record is from RefSeq and is a predicted model, not a curated record. NCBI's taxonomy places the organism in Eukaryota, Metazoa, Arthropoda, Insecta, Orthoptera, Acrididae. Gene Ontology annotation, biological process: sensory perception of taste. Gene Ontology annotation, cellular component: neuronal cell body; membrane; axon. The transcript has a single exon. Bases 1 to 648 code for a protein of 215 amino acids.
AUGGAACUUCUACUGCGGUAUAGAGCACUAAACAGACUACUCGUCACAACAAUUUGCCCAAUUACUGAAGCAGCACGAUGUGCUGAUAAAGGCCUCAUAAAGAUCCUCAUCGCUGAACCUCAGCCAUCCCAAGAGCAGCAAGAGACAACCAUCAACGACCUCCGCGCCGCGUACGCUGCUCUUGACUGUGCGGCAGAGGCGCUCCAGCAACAGUAUGGUCUUGCUGUGGCGUUAAUGGUGGCCAGUGCUUUCUUCGGCGUCAUCUACAGCUCGUAUGAAAUAAUUGUGUUGGUGGUGAUAGGUGACGUUCAAAGUAUUACCGCUGCCCUGAGUCGUUCUCUGCUCGUCUCCUCGCUGUGGCUGGUAUACCAUGGCGUGAAGUUGAUGGCGGUGUCCAUGUGCUGCUCCGCCACAUGUGACGAGGAACGCCGGACGGGAGUCCUGCUGCACAGGGCGGCAACGGCGUCCGCUCUGUGUGGGACGCCGCUACCUGAAGCAGAGGCCUUCCUGCGUGAAGUGCGGAGGGGGCCGCCUCUGAGCUUCACCGCCGGAGGCUUCUUCCACAUCCGCAGGAGCCUGAUCAUCUCCACCUUGGCAACUGUCAUCACCCACAUAGUCAUUCUGACUCAGUUUGGCAUCAAAUACUGA